AUGACCCAUCAUAUUUCAGCCGGCUGUAGCCCAAACCUCUGUCAAGGUUGGGGAGUAUGUUUGCAAGGAGGCAUUUGCUCGUGUCCUUUCGGAUUUAGUGGAAACAACUGUGAAACUGGAACAUGUGACAUAUCAGGAGCCGUUACCGGAGUGAAAAUCAUUUCUCCCUCAGCAAAUGAUGGAAGUAAGAUUAUAUGUUAUACGCAGGGGGAUACCAUAUCCUCGUGUAAAACAAGAAUUUAUCUGGCUGUGGCAUCUGGUUCUAACCCAAAUAUAGAUGUUGAGACCACAAGUGAAUUGAAAAACAUCAUAACCAUUGGACCAGUUACUAAGUCGCCGAUUCUCCCAGGAAUUUCUACCAUGUAUUCGACAGAUGUUACUAUAAACGGAUCAGUGAACAGUACAAAGUUACAGUAUUUUUGUGUUCAUGCAUCAGUUGGGCCUUCCUGUAGUUGGUCAUCCACUAAUACUUCGGGCAGUUUUACAGGGUGUGAUAAGGAUGACAAGGAUAAUGAUGAAGCGGACCCCGACAGCAGCACAAAAUCUACUGACCCUUGUUGUGAAGAUGUAAUUUCUUCGAGUGCCGAUGUGACUGUAUACCAUGCACAUCCACGCGGACCUAGUUGUGUAACGGAAGCAUCAUUCAUAUUUGCAAGUGCUGGGGAGAAGGAUAUAUGUUUCCAGUCAGCUAAAACCGAUUUUCAGCAAGUAUGUUACAAAGUAGGCGUGUAUGAUUCAACAUCAGAUCCAUGUUCCAGUUCACCAUGUUUAAACAAUGGCCACUGCUUUCACGUCGAUCACAACAACUUUAAGUGUAUUUGUGCUGAUAAUUACACUGGUGAUAAGUGUGAGAAAGGUCCCUGUCAACCGGCAGAUAACAGGUGCCAGAACGGAGCUUAUUGCCAAACAAAUGAUGGAGUUGCCACUUGUUUAUGUAGAGCAGGAUAUUCUGGGCAGACUUGUAAUAUAGAUCCUUCGAGCUUACAUAAAUCAUCAGCUGAGUUCACAUAUACGGCAAAACCGUUGGUGUUCCCCUGUGUUAUACGUCAAACAUGCAGCAUUGCCUUGCUGCUUAAUGGACCACCUGGACACAUACCAACGGUUUCGCCGGGAUAUGUUGAUUUGUCAAUAUUAUUGGAGGAAUUAGUAACAGUGGACGAAACGCCAGUACAAAGUAGUUAUCAGACUAAUAUUAAAAUUAAACCAUUGGAGCUCGGUGUUAAAGAUAUGUGCAUUCAGACAUUGAACAUAACUGGGGUAAAUACAGACGAGCUCUGCUUUAAGAUGAACGUAAUAUCGGAUGUAAUCUCAAUAUACGGAUUUAAGGAUCGUCCACAUUUCAUGGAACCAAGUAUGCCUACCGAUACUGAGGUUGAGUGUCUGGCUGAAGGUCCCUGUCACGUGCUUUAUCACGUGACGCCUGGUAUCGGAAAUGAAAACGAAUGUGUGACAUUCAACCCUCAUCCGCCAGAUGGUUUUGUAAACUAUCAUCUGUUUUCUUCAUGUGACAACUGUAACCCUGGUGAUCCUAGUAAUGGCAACUGCACUGUCGACUUAUCCAUUGUAAACAGCAACGUUAACAUAGACGCUGUGCGACGUUUCUGCUUAUCUGUUGGCUUGAAAGGGUCAUCAGUUGUGGGAGAAAUGCGAUGUUUCAACAUGACAGUUAAAGAUCCAAGUGCAGUUCGAAAGGCAGGCUGCCAGAUUCUCGAAUGCAGAAAUGGAGGCUUCUGUGAUGGCCAUGCUCCAAGCCGGCCUGCAUGCUUUUGUCCAAAGGGAUUUUCAGGAACUAAUUGCGAAAAAGCUGAAGUUCUAAGUCCAACGACUAGUGCCCAAACUCAGACGUUGAUUGGAGAUUUAGCACUGCCGACAAAGUUGAAAUGUGUUGUUAACAAGUCCUGCUCGAUUCCGUUCCAAAUAGUUUCAAAACCAGGAGUAACGCCAACUGUUUCUCUUGGAUAUAACGACCUACGUCUUGUUGUUGAGACGCCAUCGUUGAAAGCGCUUGGUAAUUCCAGUACAGUGUUUGAAGGUCAUACAGUAGCUACGCCUACUACAGCUGGGAAUUUCAAAUUGUGUUUGCAAGCAAAUUUUAACAGUAAAACCGAGGACGAAAUGUGCGUGAUGGUUGAAGUGACAAGUAAGUAGUUUAAAAA
Messenger RNA from Mercenaria mercenaria, 2156 nucleotides. RefSeq names its product fibropellin-1-like. The record is from RefSeq and is a predicted model, not a curated record. The transcript has 22 exons. NCBI's taxonomy places the organism in Eukaryota, Metazoa, Mollusca, Bivalvia, Venerida, Veneridae. Gene Ontology annotation, cellular component: protein-containing complex; plasma membrane. Gene Ontology annotation, biological process: heterophilic cell-cell adhesion; establishment or maintenance of epithelial cell apical/basal polarity. The coding region runs from base 1 to 2148 and encodes 715 amino acids.